CGGGGUACUCUCAGACGAAUUCUCCGACCAAAUUUCCUAUAAGGCCGGGUCCUUGUUUUACAAUCUCCUAUCGCGUUCCUCUUCAAACAUAUGACAGAAACAAAGUGAAAGAAGAGAUAUGUUGGGAAUUUCAUAUGGAGAGCUAUUUCUCUUGCUUGGCGCUAUUGCUACUCUUAUUGGACCUAAAGAUUUGCCAAUCAUAGCAAGAACAACUGGCAGAUUUGCUGGGCGUUCCAUUGGUUAUGUUCAAUUGGCCCGUGGUCAAUUUGAAAGUGUUAUGCAGCAGUCUCAAGCUCGUCAGGUGCAUAAGGAACUGCAAGAUACCAUUGCUCAACUGGAAGCCAUACGUCAUGAAAUUCGAACUAUCUCUUUUAUGAAUCCUGGUCCAAUGACAUCGAGGCUAGUAGACAGCAUCAACACAGCAGCUGCAAAUAACGUUGAUGAAGCAAAAGGGUCUGACAUUGUGUUAGAAGCGAUACUGGAGGCAGAAGUGGAAAAUAAUGCCAAAGAGUUUUUCUCACAGCCACAAAACCAAUUAAAAAGUGACUGAAGAGGUACAUUUAAAGAAGAUUUGCGCAUUAGAAGGCAGAGAUCAGCUUCAUACCAAGUGAGCAUGUCAGCUGUGGAUGAAAUAUUUCCAUGGAA
Messenger RNA from Nicotiana tabacum (common tobacco), 645 nucleotides. RefSeq lists its product as uncharacterized. The record is from RefSeq and is a predicted model, not a curated record. Lineage: Eukaryota; Viridiplantae; Streptophyta; Magnoliopsida; Solanales; Solanaceae.